This is a messenger RNA of Entrophospora sp. SA101, 540 nucleotides long. Lineage: Eukaryota; Fungi; Glomeromycota; Glomeromycetes; Entrophosporales; Entrophosporaceae. The record is from the annotation of a GenBank genome assembly.
AAAAUCUUGGGCCAUUGUGGAAUGAUCUUAACACGGCAAUACGUACAGUUGAUAAUAACGGAAUAAUAUUUUAUACAGCCGUUACAUGGGAUUUAUUAGGUUCGGGUUUUGACACUGUUCCUGGUGGAGCUGAUUAUAAUAAUAGGAGUAGUUUUAGUUAUCAUUAUUAUCGGCCUCCAAGAAUAUUUAAGCCUGAUCUUGAUUUAAGGAAUCGUGUAAAAGAAGCUAAAAAAGUUGGUGGUGCUACUAUGAUGACAGAAUUUGAGACAGCAUAUGAUAAAGGAAAAAACUUGGAAAGUAUUUCAACAGCGAUCAAAGCAGCCGAAAGUAAUUUACAAUCAUGGAUAGGUUGGCAGUAUAAAGAUUUUUAUCCAUUGACACGUAUGUUAAAUGGUGAAGGGCUAGUAGAUUCGGUAACCGGUAAAAUAAUAACUGAUACUGCUGUGGUAUUUUCACAAACUUAUCCUGAAGCUGUCGCUGGUAAAAUUAUAUCAUCUGGUAACGAUGAUGGAUUUUCGUUAACCUACAAUAUUGACACCA